AUGGCAAGUCGCCAUCACCAGGUUAUACAAUUCAUCUCUCUCUCUUACUUAUAUANCCUCAUCUCUCAUCAGCCUCCACCAAUUUCAGAAAUUUUGCAAAUUCUGAGCCCUAGCUUGAGAUUCCUUCAUGGAACUCCUUGCCUUCUUCCUAUAGCAGUUUGUUCAGCUCGUUAUGCUAAGUUUGUCAUAAAAUGUAAUCCAAACCAGAUGACAUGCGAUAAAAUUGGUGAAUCAACUGAAGUGGCCCUUCUGGUAGGGAAAAGGAGCUCUUGUUUCAUCAUACAUGCUGAUAGCAUCCUAGGAAGCUCAACUCUACUCAAGGAUAAAGGACGUGAAUUGGCUAGGUGAUAGCAUAAAGGACAAGGAUAAAGUUUUGAAAGCUCUAAGGCCAUAUACAA
This is a messenger RNA of Nicotiana tabacum (common tobacco), 398 nucleotides long. The record is from RefSeq and is a predicted model, not a curated record. NCBI's taxonomy places the organism in Eukaryota, Viridiplantae, Streptophyta, Magnoliopsida, Solanales, Solanaceae.